Molecule: messenger RNA, 2038 nt
Organism: Xenopus tropicalis (tropical clawed frog)
Lineage: Eukaryota; Metazoa; Chordata; Amphibia; Anura; Pipidae
Exons: 4
Coding region: 222-1445 (407 amino acids)
Biological process (GO): signal transduction
Source: RefSeq, a predicted model, not a curated record
CUUUCAGCAGCGAAGGGGCACGGAAAUGCUGCACAGAUUCCACAAGGGAGAGGAAUUUGCUGCCUUUUCGAACAUUUCCGUUUAACAAACCGAUUAUCUAGAAUCCGACGGGCUCCCUCUCCCUAUGUUGUUGUGACUCUGGAAAGUGACAGUCAGUGUUCUGGAAUGUGACAGGUGUGUCGCCUCUACCUGUUGGGGCAGUUGCAAAGCAGGAAGGAAGGAUGCCGGGAGUUGCAGAGGGCCUAAGCAGAUUGAAUCUUCACAUGCAGAGGGCCCAGCAGAAGAGCAGCAGCAUGUUAGGGAGGCUCAAACAGAUUUUUAAGAAAGACCAGCAGAAACCAUCGAGACCUCCCAAACCAGACGCCUCUCCUACGACUUCGUCCUCCUCCCAAAUUCCCCGCAGCAUUGGUCGGAGCCCCUUGGUAUCACAGGGAAGCUUGCCAUCACCGCCACGUCCUCAGAUCUCCUGGCCUGAAAACUGCGUGCGAUGGUCGCGCCGCUACGAUGCUUAUAUCUGCCACAGCGAGACAGACUCUAAUUACGCUCUCCGGUUGCUACGAUACUUGGAGGCCCAGCCGGAGAAGCUGCGCUGUUUCCUGCCCAUGAGGGACAUGUCAUUGGGAAGCCCAAUCCCGUCGGAGAUUUGCAGCGGUUUGGGGGACAGUCACUGCAUGAUAAUGCUGCUGACUCCGCAGUUCCUCGCCGACGACUGGUGUAAAUUCCACAUGCACCAAGCUCUGAUAGAAGCCCCGCUUUCCGAAGGCCGAAUCAUUCCCGUCAUGCUAAAUCUGGAAUUGUCUCGGUAUCCGCCGGAGCUAAAGUUUAUACAAGCCGUCAGGUCCCAGUCCUGGGAUGACAGCGUCUUCGGUAAAAUAAGGAACAGUAUUUUAAGCUAUAUGAUCAAUAACCUGCAGAUUAUUGACAGUAGAAUGGAGAGGCAACCUGCGUCCAGCAGUAACAUCAGUAGCAAUGAGACGCACAGCAGCGGCGGCACAAUGGGAAGAGAAGGCAGCAAUAGCACCCACAAUACAAGCAGCGAGGCACCCACACCCUGCAGUUCUAGGCACAAAGAAACCUCUGAUCUGCUGGGAAUCAGCAGUGACUUGCAUGGAAGGAGCUGUAAAGCACAGGGGUCCUGCAGUAAAAUGGAGACUGAACUCCCCAGCAGAGACAUGGAAGGAAGAAGCAUUGAGACACAGAGUUGCGAUACAGAGUCGACCAACAUGGACCUUCAAUGCAAUGGCAUGCAGGGUGCAAGCAAUACUGGCUACGCACACAGCUCCAACCCCAACACACAGACAGCAGAUAACUCCCCCUGUAUAGGCAGCACUAAGGUAUCUACACAACUGACUAAUAGUGACUGGAACACGUGUGAAGGUGCCCUAGCACUCAACCAAAAGGCUGGCUCUUGCACGUGGACUUCUGGGAGUACAACAGAUAUGUAAAGACUGUGCCUGAAAUACUCAUAAUACUCUCUACUGUAGUAAUUAUUAUUAUUAUCAACAUUUAUUUAUAAAGCGCCAACAUAUCCCGCAGCGCUGUACAAUAAGUGGGUUUCAUACAUUGGGCAUACAGAGUAACAUAUAAAGCAAUCAGUAACCGAUACAGGAGGGGAAGGGAGCCUUGCCCAAAAGAGCUUACACUCUACAAGGAGUAACAUAUAAAGCAAUCAGUAACCGAUACAAGAGGGGAAGAGAGCCCUGCCCAAAAGAGCUUACACUCUACAAGGAGUAACAUAUAAAGCAAUCAGUAACCGAUACAGGAGGUGAAGGGAGCCCUGCCCAAAAGAGCUUACAAUCUACAAAUGGGUGGGAAUAUAAGAUACCUGUGGGACCUGUGGGUUGGUACGGUCACAAAGUGGGGUGUAGGAGUGUAACAAUAAAGGAAACAAAGGAAAAAAAAUGUUCAUGUAAAAUGUCUUGUUCCCAAUGUUUAGGGGUCAAAUGAUUUAGGGGGUCCAAUAACCAUAGUCAUAAACAACCCAAUACAAACAGCCGAUGUGACUCUAUAAUAACCAGUCAUUCCCCUGCUGGAAAGU